Molecule: messenger RNA, 2484 nt
Organism: Penicillium cinerascens
Lineage: Eukaryota; Fungi; Ascomycota; Eurotiomycetes; Eurotiales; Aspergillaceae
Product: DUF3433 domain-containing protein
Exons: 2
Coding region: 1-2484 (827 amino acids)
Source: RefSeq, a predicted model, not a curated record
AUGUCGAACCAGGACUCUCCUAUGCGAAACUUCAGUCUACGGAACGUCAAUACGAGCAAACCUCAAGUCUUCCGAACGGACUCACGGCAAUCUAUUGCCGCGUCGGACGAUUAUUAUUCUUUCUCGGAUCGAGCGUCGCCAGGGUCAUCAAGUCCCGAGAGCCGUGUAACGGCAAUGCGCUUCACGACGCCAGAUGAACGGUCGCAGGCAUCACCAACCUCUUCACACCGAAGACAGCUUGCCAGGGGCCCUUCAAUGAUGGAACGUUAUCAAGCAUCCCCUAGGGACCUCGGGUCUCCACGCCCAGGUACCUCGAGUACAGUCCGGUUCCGCGAAGACCGAGUAACUCGAAUCAGUCCCAAAUCCGACGAAACGAUUCGACAAGUUCCCCCCAGCCGCGAAUAUGCUGGCACAGCACCAACGCCGGGGCUAGAUGAUUCGCCCUAUGUUCGGUUCGCAAUUGAUCAGCUCACUGCGGAUGAACAUGUCGGGGCCCAACGAACGGAUUCAGUUUCCACGAACAAUGACUACCCCGGCGAUCGUCUUGUGUGGGAUGAGAGUUUGGGAUAUUUUACUCGCGCUCGAACUCCAAUUCGACACAUGGAGCUGCCACCCAGACCCAAGUACAAGUCGCCGUCACCGCAAGCACUUCCCCAGAGACCCGAUUCGAUCGAUCCCGAGUCAUUCGUUGCUGUCGAUGCGCCAGAGCAAAGCCUCCUGUAUCCUCCACUCAACUACCGGCCUGUUAUGCUGCGGCCUUGGGCUCUGGGUGGUGUAAUUACUUGCUGCCUGCUUAUGAUCGCUGGAAUCGCAUUUUGCAAUGUCUGGUCCCAUCGCCACCAAGGAAUCUGGGAUUAUAGAGGUCAGGGUGAUUCUCGGUAUUUUGUGAUGGAAUUCCUUCCGCAAAUACUCGCUGCGCCGAUAGUGAUUCUGAACUUUAUGGUGCAGGCUGCAGUAUAUCGAACUGCGCCAUUUGCCAUUAUGGCUGCUGAGCGCCAAAUCGGUUAUGUCUUGCAGGGGCUGCCCAUUCUCCCACGCAACUUUGUUUCCCCUGAUCUUUCGCAUUUCCGGUACGGCGAGGCUCUCUUUGGCUUCUCUAUGUUUACCAUCUGGCUGUCAAACUUCUUCUCUAUCCCACUGCUGAGCUGCCUAUUUCAGGCGAAGUAUUAUGAGAUUGACGGCGAAGGAGUAUGGAGGUGGGCAUCGGUACAAUCAGUGGGAUGGACUCUGGUAGCCUCAUACGGUCUCUUGGCUAUUGGGCUGAUUGGAAUUCUCCUUCGAUACGUCUUCCGAUGGACUGGCCUGAUGUGGGACCCCGUUUCCCUGGCAGAUCUGAUCUCCAUCAUCCAGCGGUCCAACAUCCUCCACGACUACGAACACUCCGAAACCGUUCCAAAAGUUCGGGAAUCCUUGGACCCUCGGAUUCUCCGCCUAGGCUACUGGAAGCUGUCAAUGAAGCCUGAUAUAUUCUACGGCAUCGGAGAAGUAGAUGCCCCCAUUCGCACGCCUUCCCUUCACCAGACCGAAAAGGGCAAAGGGAAGCAACCCCAUGGCCUCGCCAGGGUCUGUUUUGACCUCGAGCAUGCAGGCGCUUUCGCUAACGAUCCAUUCGACCACCAUCUCUACUCGCCAUUCACCCGAUACCGCUGGACACCAUGGUUCCUCCGCAAGGUCGCUGUCAUCACCUGGAUCAUCAUUGUAUUCGCCCUUUUCAUCGCCUUCGUGACCGUCAGCUUUGUCCACAACGCCGUCGAAAGAGGCUUCCCUCCCAAGCUUCCAACUCUCCCUUCAACCGGCGCCUUCUCCUCAUCGAACUUCCUCUACAGCUUCAUCCCCGCCCUAAUCGGCAACGUCCUCUUUCUCGCCCUGCAACCAAUUGACAUCUACUUCCGCGCUCUCCAACCCUUCGUCGAACUCUCCUCUCCCAACGGCGCCUGCGCUGAAAAGAGCAUCCUCCUCUCCUACCCAUCGUCCGCCCCAGUUCAAGUCACCCUUCAAGCCCUGAUCAACGGCCACUACAAAGUCGCCUGGAUCUCCUUCAUGAGCUUUAUCUCAAUCGCCAUUCCAAUCCUAGCCGGUGGAGUCUUCAUCGCCCUCUGGUACCCCUCCACCUCCGACGUCCGCAUCUCCGCCUUCAUGCCCGCCUUCUACGCACUGAUCGCUUUCUGCGGUCUCUACGCCGUAUCCUUCCUAGCCACCUGGCCAGGUCGACGACGUUACCUCCCUCAUGAUAUCAGCACGCUCGCCGACCUGAUGAGCUAUUUCUACCAGACUCCUCUCCUAGCGGAUAAACUCCUCCGGGAACCACGCAGUAAGACAGACCUCGUCACUCGCCUGAUUGUCGCUCCGCCCUCUGAGCGUCUCCUGCCCAAGUACGGCUUCGGGAUCUACGUUGGCCGUGACGGCAAGGAACACCUUGGCAUUGAUCGCUUCCAUCGACCUGGCCGCACGGAUAUGUUGAUUACGACGGGGACAAUGAAAUGA